Molecule: messenger RNA, 2936 nt
Organism: Orycteropus afer afer
Lineage: Eukaryota; Metazoa; Chordata; Mammalia; Tubulidentata; Orycteropodidae
Gene: TRIM27
Product: tripartite motif containing 27
Biological process (GO): negative regulation of viral transcription; protein K63-linked ubiquitination; negative regulation of transcription by RNA polymerase II
Molecular function (GO): zinc ion binding; protein binding
Source: RefSeq, a predicted model, not a curated record
GGGUCUACGCGGCCUCCGGGAUCCGCUAGGACGCGGCCACGUUGUCCUGCGCGCUUGGUACGCCUGGCCCCGCGAGCCCGGUCGGCUGCGCCCACUUUCGGGUCCCCUUGCCUAGCCGUGGGGCCCAGUGGGGCCGCAGUAUCCCGGCGUUCCUUCGACCGGGCGCAGAGAGAGGCCCGGCCCCUCGGAGGCUCCAGCGCGCGGGCGCGACCGGGAUCUGGGCCCGGAAAACGCCGCCCCGCUAGCCUCCCCGCGCCGCCAGGAGCAGCGACCUAGAGGGAGCACAGCUAAGUGGGGCUCCGCGCAGAGCUCGGCGAAGGGGCCGAUGCUCGUGCGCCCCCGCGGGCCCGCGCCAUGGCCUCCGGGAGCGUGGCCGAAUGCCUGCAGCAGGAGACCACUUGCCCCGUGUGCCUGCAGUACUUCGCCGAGCCCAUGAUGCUCGACUGCGGCCACAACAUCUGUUGCGCGUGCCUCGCGCGCUGCUGGGGCGCGGCCGAGACUAACGUGUCGUGCCCGCAGUGUCGGGAGACUUUCCCGCAGCGGCACAUGCGGCCCAACCGGCACCUGGCUAACGUGACCCAGCUGGUGAAGCAGCUGCGCACCGAGCGGCCGUCGGGCCCCGGCGGCGAGAUGGGCGUGUGCGAGAAACACCGCGAGCCCCUGAAGCUGUACUGUGAGGAGGACCAGAUGCCCAUCUGCGUGGUGUGCGACCGCUCCCGCGAGCACCGCGGCCACAGCGUGCUGCCGCUGGAGGAAGCGGUGGAGGGCUUCAAGGAGCAGAUCCAGAACCAGCUGGACCACCUAAAAAGAGUGAAAGACUUAAAGAAGAGACGGCGGGCACAGGGGGAGCAGGCACGAGCUGAACUCUUGAGCUUGACCCAGAUGGAGAGGGAGAAGAUUGUCUGGGAGUUUGAGCAGCUGUAUCACUCAUUGAAGGAACAUGAGUAUCGCCUCCUGGCCCGCCUUGAGGAGCUGGACUUGGCCAUCUACAACAGCAUCAAUGGCGCCAUCACCCAGUUCUCCUGCAACAUCUCCCACCUCAGUGGUCUGAUUGCCCAGCUGGAAGAAAAGCAGCAGCAGCCCACCAGGGAGCUCCUGCAGGACAUUGGGGACACAUUGAGCAGGGCUGAAAGAAUCAGGAUCCCUGAGCCCUGGAUCACACCACCAGAUCUGCAAGAGAAAAUCCACAUUUUUGCCCAAAAAUGUCUGUUCUUGACCGAGAGUCUGAAGCAGUUCACAGAAAAAAUGCAGUCAGAUAUGGAAAAAAUCCAAGAAUUGAGAGAAGCUCAGUUAUACUCAGUGGAUGUGACUCUGGACCCAGACACAGCAUACCCUAGCCUGAUUCUCUCCGAUAAUCUGCGGCAAGUGCGAUACAGUUACCUCCAGCAGGACCUGCCUGACAAUCCCGAACGAUUCAAUCUCUUCCCCUGUGUCUUGGGCUCUCCGUGCUUCAUCGCUGGGAGACAUUAUUGGGAGGUAGAGGUGGGAGAUAAGGCCAAGUGGACCAUAGGUGUCUGUGAAGACUCUGUAUGCAGAAAAGGUGGAGUAACCUCGGCCCCCCAGAAUGGAUUCUGGGCAGUGUCAUUGUGGUAUGGGAAAGAAUACUGGGCUCUUACCUCCCCAAUGACUGCCCUCCCCUUACGGACCCCUCUCCAGCGGGUGGGGAUUUUUUUGGACUAUGAUGCUGGCGAGGUCUCUUUCUACAACGUGACAGAGAGAUGUCACACCUUUACUUUCUCUCAUGCUACCUUCUGUGGGCCUGUCCGGCCCUACUUCAGUCUGAGUUACUCUGGAGGGAAGAGCGCAGCCCCUCUGAUCAUCUGCCCCAUGAGUGGGAUCGAUGGGUUUUCUGGCCACGUUGGGAAUCAUGGUCAUUCCAUGGAGACCUCCCCUUGAGAGCAGAUGAACUUGGGCCAAAAUGACUGUUGGCCAUACUGCUACCCGAGGCACAUGGCAUCUCAUUGCCUUGCCAUUUCCUGUCUAUCACAGCUGGAUGUCCUUACCACUUUCCAUGCCCUUGCAGUGGAAGAUGGGAUGUCCAUGUUCUCGACCGUCCUUUCCCUUUCCAGGCAAAUUGUAAUGAGAAGUAUCAAGAUUGCCCAGAAAUAAAAAUCAGAUGUCCACCUCCAGUGUUUCACCCAUUUUGGUUUACACAUUACUGGAGGGAAUAAAGAAUAUGGAUAAUGUUUGGAUUUGGAAGGCCAUUCCAGAUAGUUACUUCUUGGCUCAGCCUGGCUCCCUCUGGUUCUGCCCUACAUAGUGAUCAUGGGUAUUUGCUGUCAUUUUUGGACUAGGGCUCCUUUCCAAGAACCUAAAGGGAAACUAUGAGGCCCUGUCAGCAUGACUUCUUAUAUCCCAGUUUUUCCUUCUGGAAAUAGUACCUCUAUCCCUGAUUGCCCAUUUGCCAUAAUUUUAUUAACUCCAUGAAAGAGGCGUGUACGUAUUUUGGUUAGUUACAGUUACUUUACGAUAAUGUUGGGAAAAGGCCCCCCUCAGUUAUAGAGUUAAUGUUCUAAUUAACAUAUUGUUUGCCUCUCUGUCUUUUCUGAGGGCUUUGUCUGCUCCCUUCAUUCUAACGAAAAAUGCAUUCUGGUGCUGAGCGCCCGGCAUCGUCCAUUGUUCCUAGAUCCCCUCCCUGUCACAUCUGUGGACUGGCGGCCAGUCAUACACCCUCCUUGGAAGGAUUCUGUACUAUUCCAGGGAUUCAUCAACUUUCUGCCUCCUUUUCUCCAUCUCCUUUAGGAGAUGGGGAAUUGGUCUUUCUAAUGUGUGUACUAUCAAGGGGCAGUACCAUCCUUGUGGCCAUUGGGUCACAAAGUGUUCUGGGGUCAGAAAGCUAAGGCAGAUCACUUUGAGCAAGCCCCAUGAUGUUCCUUAGCUCUACUUCUCUUUGGGUACGUGCCCCUCUGUUUGAAAAUAAAGUGAGUAUGGAUGUU